This is a messenger RNA of Plasmopara halstedii, 660 nucleotides long. RefSeq names its product proline-trna ligase associated domain containing protein. NCBI's taxonomy places the organism in Eukaryota, Oomycota, Peronosporomycetes, Peronosporales, Peronosporaceae. The transcript is spliced from 5 exons. Gene Ontology annotation, molecular function: aminoacyl-tRNA deacylase activity. The coding region runs from base 1 to 660 and encodes 219 amino acids. The record is from RefSeq and is a predicted model, not a curated record.
AUGACAACCUUCGAGGAUGUGGUGUCGAGGCUUGCAGUAGCACAGACACGUUUAUUAAAAUUAGAGCGUUUACUCGACGACAUGGAAGGUAUUUGUCGCGUCAAAGCACAUCUCCAAAGCCUGAAGCUGACCAGCGCUGCCCUAAAGACGGCACCAAGUGAUUAUUACGCAUGGUCGCUAGCUCAGAGAGCGGACUAUCUGGGCUGCAACAUUCCGCAUCUUUGUAAAAGCAUCAUUGUGGAAAAUGUGGCUAACCCUCAAAGCGGAGUUGAGGAUCCGCUUAACAGCCGUUAUUAUUGCGUAGUAUUGCAGUAUAAUUCAAAGCUAGAUGCGGAGCAGCUUCGUCGCUUUGUGCGUAACAGAAUCCCCGAGGCUUGUCGUCCAGCAAAGAAAAAAAUUAAUUUCCAGCACGCCUCCGCAAAGGCAUCGCAGGAGCUCACAGGCUUCGCCCACAAUGGAGUAUCGCCAUUUGGCAUGAAGACACCUAUUCCGGUGAUAGUGGCAGGCGCUGUCACCAAGCUUAGACCAUCUUUUAUAUGGCUUGGCGGGGGUGCCGAAAAUGUAAAGAUCCGCAUAUGCUGGCAAGAUUUGGUAAAGGCCCUUGAAGCACCAGUAGCUGACGGCAUAACAAUUCUCAGAGAGGACAUGAUUAAAGCGUAA